Messenger RNA from Adineta steineri, 213 nucleotides. NCBI's taxonomy places the organism in Eukaryota, Metazoa, Rotifera, Eurotatoria, Adinetida, Adinetidae. The record is from the annotation of a GenBank genome assembly.
AUGGAUAAUAUUAAACAAGAAGAAAAACCAACUCGACAUCCAUGGCGUUGGACAUUUCAACGUAGUCAUGAUCGUGAACAAAUGCGUCAUCAAACACCAGUAACAAAACUCCAUUCAUCAAAUAAAGAACAUGUUUGUCAUUCAAAAUAUGAAUUUCCUGUUCAUCAAUUAUGUUCAAUGAAAAAUUGGAUGGAAAAAUUUUUUCGACCAUAA